Entamoeba dispar SAW760 is the source of this 852-nucleotide messenger RNA. RefSeq lists its product as uncharacterized. The transcript has a single exon. The record is from RefSeq and is a predicted model, not a curated record. Bases 1 to 852 code for a protein of 283 amino acids. Lineage: Eukaryota; Evosea; Mastigamoebida; Endamoebidae.
AUGUUUGGAACACUUAACAGAGUUAAUUAUGAUGUUGGAUAUUUUUCUGUUGGGAAUUCUAAUAAGAUUAUUCUUUGUAUUGGUGGACUAACUAAUAACCUGUUUAAUCAUCAGUUAUUCAAUUUACUUGCUGACCAUUUACAUAACGAGUAUCAAGUAGUUAUUGCUCAACUCAGAAGUAGUGGGUAUGGAUUUGGUGUUUGUACUAUUGAUGAUGACGUUGACGAUAUUGAACAAAUUAUUCAACAAAUAAUAAGAGGACAAGAAGUACAUGAGAUAUUUAUUAUUGGGCAUUCAACAGGAUGUCAAGACAUAAUGAGAAUGUAUGAAAAACAAGUUCAUUUGAAAUACCCGAUCAAGAAAUGUGUUUUACAAGCUCCUGUUAGUGACAGAGAUUCUGUAAGAAAUGACCUUGAAGUGAUAAGAGAGAAGAAAAGAUUACUUAAAAAAUAUCAAAUGAAAGAAGAAGAUUUGAGUCAGAGCACAACCAAUGACGAAAAGAUUGAGCUAUGCCAAUAUAAAUAUUGUUCUAUUGUUCCUCUUCUAGAAAGAAGAUUUAUCUCAUUAUUUAUGAGAAAAGGAAAUGAAGACUUUUUUAGCGAAGACAUGAAAAAAACAGAAAUUAUAGAAAGAUAUAGAAAUGUCUCUUUGCCAAGUCUAUUUGUUUUCAGUAUGAAAGACCAAUAUAUUCCAUUAGACAAUACUCAAUAUAACUUAUUGAUUAAUAAAAUUAAAGAAUUAAAUUCUAAUAUUCAGGUAGAACAGAUCCAAGAUAAUCAUGAAAUUAGUGAAAAAGGCAUUGAAUUUAUUACCAAAAUAAAAUGUUUUAUUGAAUCAAAUACAACCAAUUAA